Corylus avellana is the source of this 2024-nucleotide messenger RNA. RefSeq names its product putative WRKY transcription factor 26. Gene Ontology annotation, biological process: regulation of DNA-templated transcription. The record is from RefSeq and is a predicted model, not a curated record. Gene Ontology annotation, molecular function: DNA-binding transcription factor activity; sequence-specific DNA binding. NCBI's taxonomy places the organism in Eukaryota, Viridiplantae, Streptophyta, Magnoliopsida, Fagales, Betulaceae.
CUCCAACAAUUUAUUCAUCAUCUGCUCCCUGAUCCCUUGGAUUCUCUUUAAAUAUAAUCCUACAACUUCUCUUUCUUUCCCGACAACCCAAAUUCAUGACCUCCUUUACUGACCUUCUCGCCGGCAACGGCAACAUGGACAGUAAUAACCAAGACAGAACUACUCACAGCUGGGGAUAUUCCGACCAGAAAUCCGAUCGAAUUGGCGUUGAACUGCCAAAAUUCAAGUCACUUCAACCGCCUUCAUUACCCUUCUCUCCUGCUCCGGUUUCCCCUUCUUCUUAUUUCGCUAUCUCACCUGGUUUUAGCCCAACUGAUUUCUUCAACUCACCUUUGUUUCCCUCCCAUUUCAGUAAUCUUGCAUCUCCAACUACAGGGGCUUUUGCUGGUGAAGCAUUCAAAAGGAUGAGUAAUUCUGCAGAAAACCAGAUCGGGGUGAAGGGGGAAGAGAAAUUUACUUCUGAUUUCUCCUUCCAGCCUCAAACAAAGCUUGCAGCCGUAUCAUCAACCGCCUUUCAAUCUUCUUCAAUCAUGGUCUCGGCGGAAGAAUCGUUUAAAAGACAACAAGAAGCAUGGGAUUUCAAUAAACCAACCGACCAAACUGAAUUUUCAAUGGAGAAGGUGGAAGUAAAAUCAGAGUUUCCACCAAUAAAGAGCUUCACUUCAGAAAUGGGCACAAGUCAUGCAAAAAUGCAGAGCAAUACUGCUUCUUUAUCCGGCCACAAUCAAUACAGUCAACCAGCUCCAUAUAGUAGAGAACAGAGAAGAACAGAUGAUGGUUACAAUUGGAGAAAAUAUGGACAAAAACAAGUGAAGGGAAGUGAAAAUCCGCGAAGCUAUUACAAGUGCUCGUACAGAAAUUGCCCAAUGAAGAAGAAAGUUGAGAGAUCUUUGGAAGGAGAGAUUACUGAAAUAGUAUAUAAAGGAAAUCAUAAUCAUCCCAAGCCUGAUCAGUCUAAUAGACGAUCAAAUUCUCAAUCAUUUCACAAUUCUUCAUGCACCAGUUCUGGGAUUUCUGAUCAGUCAGGUGUAACACUUGGCAAUACACAAAUGGAUUACUCUGCCACAAUGCAGGAAGAUUCUUCAGCCUCAAUUGGAGAGGAAGAGUUUGAUCAAAUGAGUAAAUCCGGAGGAGACGACGAUGAAAACGAGUCUGAGGCCAAAAGAUGGAAGGGUGGAAAUGAAAACGAGGGGUUUUCAGCUUCUGCAAGUAGGACUGUGAGGGAGCCUAGAGUUGUAGUUCAGACAACUAGUGAAAUUGAUAUUCUUGAUGAUGGGUAUAGAUGGAGAAAAUAUGGUCAGAAAGUAGUGAAGGGAAAUCCAAAUGCAAGGAGCUACUACAAAUGUACAACGAUAGGCUGUCCGGUGAGGAAACAUGUCGAGCGAGCAGCCCACGACAUGAGGGCUGUGAUCACCACUUACGAGGGGAAACACAACCACGAUGUUCCGGCAGCUCGCGGCAGUGGCGGCUAUGCUGCGAGUAAGCCACAAUCCAAUAACGGUAACGGCAACGUUAACAUACCCCAACUAAUAAGGCCCUCAGCCAUGGGCACCCAUCCUAACCUGGCGAGCUACUCAGAUUCUUUUCAAAAUACAAGGUUAACAACAACAGCAGCAAGUCAAGCACCAUAUACCCUACAAAUGUUGCAGAACCCAGCUGGGGGCGCAGGAUUUUCAGGGUACAGGAACCAAAAUCACUCCUACAUGGAUCAAACACAAAUCUCAGAGGGUGUGUUCUCCAUGGCCAAGGAAGAACCAAACACAUUCCUUGACUCAUUUCUGUCUGGGGAUUACUAACAACGGAAUACAGAGGAAGCAGACCGACUAAUUACAUGUGUUUUUUAUAUGUAGUUUCAUAGCAUAAGCUGUGUAAAAUUAGGGACUUGAAUAAGUGUAGGAAUUAGUUGCAUUUGUUUUUUCUUUAUACAAUUUGAAGCCAUGUCAAGCUUUAGGAAAUAUAUUUCAUUUCGAUUCAAUUUUUAAUAAAACAAGAACAGAGAAAACAAGGUGAAUGUUGAAUGGUCA